Molecule: messenger RNA, 6519 nt
Organism: Paramormyrops kingsleyae
Lineage: Eukaryota; Metazoa; Chordata; Actinopteri; Osteoglossiformes; Mormyridae
Source: RefSeq, a predicted model, not a curated record
UAGCAAAGGGUGGGUGUACAGGCUCGGAGGGGGGCAGUUUGCCUGCGUGUGGAAGCGAGUGUCAGACGGCGGGUAUCGUCAGCAGGGAGAGGCUGGGAUUUGGGUAGUCCGUCGACCGAAAGCCGUCUUUUAACCACGGAAAACAGGCGCGUUUCAGCGUGAUGAGGACAUUAUAUUCCGCUCUGCAGCGUGUGGUCGCAGCGCUGAGGAAAUAAUUCGCAGUUUUCGUAGUGAAAUCGGGCGACGGUGCGGAAAAAGGGCAGGGAGUCUGCUUUCGGCCAGGGGACGGCGGUCCAGGCUCGGUUCCGCUUCAAGAGCCGCUGUAAAACUGCCUGCUUUGGAUGUUCAGGGCUUCCUGACCUCACUCUCUUCUCCCCAUCCCGAAUCGGGCCACCCCACACCGAAGGAUGCCGGACCAGAUCUCGGUGUCCGAGUUUCUCUCGGAGACCACGGAGGAUUAUAACUCCCCCACCACGUCGAGCUUCACCACCCGGCUGCAGAGCUGCCGUAACACCGUCAGCGUCCUGGAGGAGGCUUUGGAUCAGGACAGAACAGCGCUGCAGAAGGUCAAAAAGUCCGUCAAAGCCAUAUACAGCUCAGGCCAAGAUCAUGUCCAGAAUGAGGAAAACUACGCCCAGGCCCUUGACAAAUUCGGCAGCAACUUCAUCAGCCGGGACAACCCUGACCUGGGCACAGCUUUCGUCAAGUUCUCCACGCUCACCAAGGAACUGUCAGCGCUUCUCAAGAACCUACUCCAGAGUCUCAGCCACAAUGUCAUCUUCACCCUGGACUCUCUGCUCAAGGGAGACCUUAAGGGGGUCAAAGGGGAUUUAAAAAAGCCCUUCGACAAGGCAUGGAAAGAUUACGAGGCCAAGUUCACCAAGAUCGAGAAGGAGAAGCGGGAACACGCCAAGCAGCAUGGCAUGAUCCGCACGGAGAUCACCGGGGCCGAGAUCGCCGAGGAGAUGGAGAAGGAGCGCCGGCUCUUCCAACUGCAGAUGUGUGAGUACCUCAUCAAAGUGAAUGAGAUCAAGACCAAGAAGGGGGUGGACCUUCUGCAGAACCUGAUCAAGUAUUACCAUGCACAGUGCAACUUCUUUCAGGAUGGCCUGAAAACAGCAGACAAGCUAAAGCAGUACAUCGAGAAGCUCGCUGCAGACCUUUAUAACAUAAAGCAGACACAGGAUGAGGAGAAGAAGCAGCUCACCGCCCUGCGGGACCUCAUCAAGUCCUCCCUGCAGCUGGACCAAAAGGAGUCUAGGAGAGCCUCGCAGAGCAAGCAGGCCGGCUACAGUAUGCACCAGCUGCAGGGCAACAAGGAGUUCGGCAGCGAGAAGAAGGGCUUCCUGCUGAAGAAGAGUGACGGGUUACGGAAGGUCUGGCAGAGGCGGAAAUGCUCAGUGAAAGGGGGCAUCCUCACUAUCUCUCACGCCACGUCCAAUCGACAGCCAGUUAGACUCAACUUGCUCACCUGCCAGGUCAAGCCAAGCAGCGAAGACAAAAAGUGCUUUGACCUGAUUUCCCAUAACCGAACGUACCACUUUCAGGCAGAGGAUGAGCAGGAGUUCCUCAUCUGGAUAUCUGUGCUGACCAACAGCAAGGAGGAGGCCCUGAACACGGCAUUCAGGGGGGACCAGAGCGCCGGGGAGGAUAGCCUGGAUGACCUGGCCAAGGUCAUCAUCGACGAUGUGCUGCGCAUGCCAGGCAACGAGGUCUGCUGCGACUGCGGGGCCCCAGACCCCAAAUGGCUCUCCACCAACCUGGGCAUCCUGACUUGCAUCGAGUGCUCGGGGAUCCACCGAGAGAUGGGUGUCCACAUCUCUCGCAUCCAGUCCCUGGAGCUGGACAAGCUGGGCACCUCUGAACUGCUGGUGGCCAAAAAUGUAGGAAACAGCAGUUUUAACGAGAUCCUGGAGGGGAACCUACCUUAUCCCUCCCCAAAGCCCACUCCGUCGAGUGACAUGACGGUGCGCAAGGAGUUCAUCACAACCAAGUAUGUGGACCACAAGUUUGCACGCAAGACCUGCACCUCGGCGGCCGACAAAAUGAGCGAGUUGUAUGAGGCCGUGAGGUCCCGGGACCUGCUGGCCCUGAUCCAGGUGUAUGCCGAGGGGGUGGAGCUAAUGGAGCCCCUCCCAGAAGUGGGGCAGGAGUCUGGAGAAACUGCGCUGCACUUCUCGGUGCGGACCGCGGACCAGACUUCUUUGCACCUAGUCGACUUCCUCGUGCAGAACAGCGGCAACCUAGAUAAGCAGACGGACAGCGGCAACACCGCCCUGCAUUACUGUUGCCUGUACGACAAGUAUGAGUGUGUGAAGCUGCUGUUGCGGGGCAAGCCGGCGAUAGACAUUGUCAAUCAGAAUGGGGAGACAGCCCUGGACAUGGCCAGGAGGCUGAGGAACUCACAGUGUGAGGAGCCGCUGGUACAGGCCGGUGCUGGGAAGUUCAACCCCCACGUCCACGUGGAAUAUGAGUGGAACCUGCGGAUGGAGGAGAUGGACGAGAGCGACGACGACCUCGACGACAAGCCCAGCCCCAUUAAGAAGGAGCGAUCCCCUCGCCCUCAAAGCUUCUGCCACUCAUCCAGCCUGUCCCCCCAGGAUAAGCUGUCCCUGUCCGCCUUCUCUGGCCCCCGGGACAAGCAGCGGUUGUCCUACGGCGCCUUCGCCAACCAGGUGUACAGUGUCUCCACCGACUCUCCCAUCUCGCCCAUCAUCGACGCCCCACCGCUGCCCCCUAGAAAUGCUGGGAAAGUCCCAGUUCUGCCUUUUUCCGGAUCGCCGACGUCACACUACGCCACUCUGGCCGCCAUGCGCCCCUGCAUCACUCCCUCUGCUACUUCCCCCUCCUCAAUCCCUGCAGGCCCUUUGCCUGUAGGGGGCAGUGCUACCCCAUCCAAGAAGAGGCCUCCACCCCCUCCCCCUGGGCAGGAACGUACCCCACCUGAACCACCUGACCCGCUACCUCACAGUCCCCACGAUAGAGGUGCGAUGCCUGGGGGAAAUGACUCUACUCCCAUCCCUGCCAGCAGAGUGCCACUUACCAGCAAAUUUGAGGGUAUUCCCCAUCAGCAAAGCAUCAGUACCAGUAACACCAAAUCCACCCUUGGGCCCAGAGUUCUACCCAAGCUACCUCAGAAAGUGGCUCUACGGAAAAUUGACACCAUCCACCAUCCCUCCGUGGACAAGCCCAGCCAGCCUCCUGAAGGGCUCCAGAAACUUCCACAGGCCGCUGAGACCCCGCAGAAAGCCCAUCUACCUGAGAAGCCCCAGCUCUUCGACUUGCCCCCAAAACCCCAGCUCUCCGACUUGCCCCCAAAACCCCAGCUCUCCGACUUGCCCCCGAAACCCCAGCUCUCCGACUUGCCCCCGAAGCCCCUGCUGGCAGACCUGCCCCCAAAACCCCAGAUCAAAGACCUUCCACCCAAGCCUCACCUGGUGGAUACGCCCCCUAAGGCUGAUCCUCCGAGGCCUCAGCCAGCAGAUCCUGCCCCGAAACUGCAGCCCCCCGAUUGGGCAGCUUCCAGCCAGCAGGGGGAGGCAGCAUCCAGACAACCCAGCGAGGACACCAACGGAACCCCAACUGGUACCAUGGAGAUGCCUGUGCCGCUGCCCCGGAAGAUCAACGCGGGGAAGCACAAGACCAGGCGGGUGAAGACCAUCUACGACUGCCAGGCGGACAACGACGACGAGCUGACCUUCACAGAGGGCGAGGUCAUCAUCGUGACGGGAGAGGAGGACCAGGAGUGGUGGAUUGGGCACAUCGAGGGGCAGCCGGAGAGAAAGGGGGUGUUCCCAAUGUCCUUUGUGCACAUCCUCUCUGACUGACAGCGGUGACGGCUUGCCCCUCCCACAAGCACAAGCCCCGCCCACAACAAGACUGACGUUGCCACUCCCUGUAAAUAGCUACUGUUAUGAGUGCGAUACGAUGAAGGGGCGCUCCUUCACUGGGGUGUGCUGCCCGCGUGCUGUAAAUAACCGGCGUCCUGCCUUCCCUGCUCUUACUGUCACCUUGGCCUGACACGCCUUGCGGGCUUCCCUGGCACUUAUACCGUGUGUCUGUGCCCACAUGUAUGUAUGUAUGUAUGUAUGUAUGUAUGUACGUACUGUAACAUAGGUACACAGCCAUACACGCAUUCAGACAUACCUACAAAAACAUGAAUGUACAUCUUCAUGUACAUACAUAUAUAUAUGGGUGCGUGCGUACAUUUAUGCUGACCGCAGCCAGAACUUAGGCAGUUUUAGUUCCACUUCUCUCCAUAUGAACUGGAUUCUUUGAGUUUAGCAAUGAUGUCAUCUCAUCUUCUGCAAAUAGUGAAGGAAACCGGAUGGCCUUUAACUGGAAAGAACAGAUGGGUCUUCUGUCCCAUUCUCGAGGGGCAGAUUGAGGAAGGGAAUUGAUGUGCUUGUGAUGUUUUAGAGCUGAUGACAAAAUGAAAGAUCCCCAAAACGAAUAAGUAAUUACAGAAAGCCCUGUCUGGGCUUGAGGCUAAUGGAUGAAAUAGAUAUUCGUUAAGGCGUGAUUGGCCUCCCGCCGGGUCGCAUCCCCGUCACCCUCGCCUCCCGCCGGGUCGCAUCCCCGUCACCCUCGCCUCCCGCCGGGUCGCAUCCCUGUCACCCUUGCCGGGUCGCAUCCCUGUCACCCUUGCCGGGUCGCAUCCCCGUCACCCUCGCCUCCUGCCGGGUCGCAUCCCCGUCACCCCCGCCGGGUCGCAUCCCCGUCACCCUCGCCUCCCGCCGGGUCGCAUCACCGUCACCCUCGCCUCUCGCCGGGUCGCAUCUCUGUCCCCCUCGCCUCCCACUGGGUCACAUCCCAUCCUCCCUUUCCUCUUGCCUGGUUGUGGCUUGUCCCCCUCUCCUCUAGGUCAAAUCCCAUUCCUCCUUGCCUUUUGUCUCCUGCUGGGUCGCAUCCCUGUCCCCCUUGCCUCCCACCGGAUUGCAUCCCCUCACCCUGUGCUCCCCCUGGGUCACAUCCCCUCACCUCCUGCUGGGUCGCAUCCCAUCCCCCCUUGCCUGCUCAUGGGCUGUCCCCCUUGUCUUCUGCUAGGUCACAUCCCAUUCUCCCAUGCCAUUUGCUCCCCCUUGCCUCUUGCUGCUUGUCCCCCUCGCCUUCUGCUAGGUCACAUCCCAUUCCCCCUUGCCCUUUGCCUCCCUCUGGGUCACAUCCUAUCACCUUUGUCUCCCACUGGAUCAAAUCCCAUCACCCCUUGCCUGGUCACAGUCUGCUACCCUCACGUCCCGCUGGGUCGCAUCCCUGUCACCCUCGCCUCCCGCUGGGUCACAUCCCCAUCACCCUCACCUCCCACCAGGUCUCAUUCCGUCACCCUCGCCUCCUGCAAGGUCACGUCUCAUUCCCCUUGCCCCUGCCUCCCGCCGAGUCACACCUCUUCUCCUUCGCCUCCCGCUGUGUCACAGCUUAAACCCCCUCCCCUCUCUUGGGUUGCGGCCCAUCCCCCUUGCCUCCAGUCAGGUUUGGCCAGUCCCCCUCACCUCCCACUGGGACAGUGUGUCGUCCCCUCCCUUGCAUAGUUGACAUUAACCAUUGGUGGUCUUUAGUCAGAGCUCAGGAUGGUUUGAAGCUUUGAUGUGUUUUAUUCUGUAAAUCGUCAGUGGUCGAUACAGGACUUAAGAAUGAUGUCAGUAAUAUGUUGCUUCUGGUUCCGCACAUUAUCAUUAUUUAUGACAUUCAGUCUGCUAAUAACAUGCGAUACGUCGCUAUGUACAUUUGCUCCCAAUCAUGUCUCAUAUUCAUUGUGUUUGCCAUUUUAUAUACUAUAUUUAUUCCCACAUAGUUAUACGCUGUAUAUGCAUAAAUAUACAUAUAUUGUGUAUAUACAUUCAUAUGUAUUUCCGUAAAUUUGAGAGUGAGUAAAAAUUUUACUUUUCUAUGUAUUUAUAAAUAUAAAUAAUUUGUAUGUGACUUCUUUUGUCAAUUAUUUUGGACAUGAGCACAUCAGACCUCAGAAGUGGCCACAUUGUAAUGGAUGUUUAAGCCUGGGCUUCUUCACAUUGUGGGAACUGAAUGUCAUUUUGGUUUAGUGAAUAUUUAUUUCAUCCAGAAGUGGUGAUGAAGGUAGGUAAGGAGGAGGAUGACAGACACUUGUGUGCAGUGCUGUUUGAAAGCCCAUGUGAUGUACUAAGCAAGCUUCACCACUGGCUCCGACUGUCAGAGACAAAGUGAAAUUGACUGGCUAAGUCUGGGCCCCCUCAAAAGAUGGUGCCCUGGUCGGUUGCCUAAUGGGUUGAACGGCACUGAAUGUGUGGAGGGUCAUGCUUGUGCAGUGUACAGCCUAGGAGGCCUUUCCCAGUGCGGCCCUGAACGUGCUCUACAGUGGCAUUGCUCUUGCUCUUUUUACAUGUUUAAUUGUGAGGUAACUGGACUUUGGUGGAAAGGGUCACAUGUCAUUGCGAUGUCGCCAUUGCCCGGUUCCCGUGUUUUCGCUGUAUUCCCUCCGUGGUGUCGGGUUUCCCCGUUACUCCAUGUGACCAGUUAAUAAAGGUUUUAUGUUGUAAAGCUGAA